AGCCCCCUUUCACUGGUAUAAGGUCCACACCUCUGGAAGAGGAGGAUUGCAGAAACUGCCUUCUCACUCUCAGACAUCAAACUACAGACCCAGUUUUCUCCAGCGGAGGGCGGUCAUCAUGGCUCUGAAGUUCCUGGUCCUGUUGUCACUGUUGGUCCUGGUCGAGGUCCAGCCUUCCCUGGGCAAGGAAUCUGCAGCCGCCAAGUUUGAGCGGCAGCACAUGGAUUCCAGCACUUCCUCUGCCAGCAGCUCCAACUAUUGCAACCAGAUGAUGAAGAGCCGGAACCUGACCCAAGAUCGAUGCAAGCCAGUGAACACCUUCGUGCAUGAGUCCCUGGCCGAUGUCCAGGCCGUGUGCUCCCAGAAAAAUGUUGCCUGCAAGAAUGGGCAGACCAAUUGCUACCAGAGCUACUCCACCAUGAGCAUCACAGACUGCCGUGAGACCGGCAGCUCCAAGUACCCCAACUGUGCCUACAAGACCACCCAGGCAGAGAAACACAUCAUAGUGGCUUGUGAGGGGAACCCAUACGUACCAGUCCACUUCGAUGCUUCAGUGUAGGUCUCCAUCUGAGGCCAGAGCAGCAAGAUGCACCGCUUCACCACAAAGGCACCUGCCUCUCCCCCCCGCCCCCACCCCACCGUGUUUCCUUGCCCUGGGGGCAAUAGCUCAAGUUAGUUAGGGCUCUUAUCUCUGUGCACCUUACCCGAAACACACAUACAGGAUUCCCUGGCAUGAGGGCAAUAACUCAAGCUAGUUGAGUCUUCUAUCUAACCCACACUUGCUCCCCUGGCCUGCGUCUUGCCCCUGGUGGUUUGGGGGGUGAGGAGUGGGUUGUGAGAAGGGACCUGUGUUAACCAAAUCACUGCUUCUUUCAAUAAAACAUACUUGCAACCACCUGAA
Capra hircus (goat) is the source of this 901-nucleotide messenger RNA. RefSeq names its product ribonuclease pancreatic-like. The record is from RefSeq and is a predicted model, not a curated record. NCBI's taxonomy places the organism in Eukaryota, Metazoa, Chordata, Mammalia, Artiodactyla, Bovidae. Bases 119 to 559 code for a protein of 146 amino acids. The transcript has 2 exons. Gene Ontology annotation, molecular function: nucleic acid binding; RNA nuclease activity.